AUGCAGGAGUUCCUGAGGCUGCUGAGGGAGCAUGGGGACGACAGCUCUCCCCCACCAGAUUUGGUGACCCUGGCAGGCAAGCUGUGUCGGGACUUCCAAGACAAACCUGUUCAGGUGCUACAUUUGGUGGAAGCCAUUCUGAACAGCAAGCAUCGUUGGGCUCUUGUGAAAAAUGAAGAUGUGACCAUGGUGUGUGUCCAUGUCCUGAUCCAGCAGGAGCAGCACCUUUUAGCCCUCCAGAUUCUAAAGGUGUGUCACAUGCCAGGAGGCAGCCAGGACCUGGUAGAACUCUGGAAUGACAUCCACUACCAACUGACCAUGAAGAGGCUGGGUGUCACUGAACUGACUGCAGCACAGAGGUUUCGCUGCAGGAAGAGGAAUCCACCACCCCUUACCUUCUGCCCUGAGGGUCCUAAGAACCGGAACUUUCUCCCAGAGAUUCGGAGCUGUCUGCAGGACUUUGCCAGAGGUGUGACUGCUUAUCCCAAGAAGGCCCAGUUGGAAAAACUGGCAUCGGAGACAGGCUUGACUACUGAGCAAGUGUACAGCUGGUUUGCCAAUUAUCGGCGGCAUAAGAAGGGUCUUCUCAGGCAUGUGGCAAGAGCCCAGGAGGCCACAUCAGAAGUUUCCCAGGCAACGGAUCAUGUUCCUGAGCCAGCACAGCUCUCAGGAAACCAUUGUGAGUCUCUGACUGUAUCUCAGUGCUCAGCUGGAUGUGAAGGAAGUGAGACUCUACAGUCCCCAGAGACUACCCAAAUAGCUAAGGGGCUGACAUCCCCAGCUGUGAGGUUUUCUGAAGACAACACAACAUCACCACCACUGGGUUUCAGGUCACUCUAUGGAUGUGAAGGACACCCGGAGUGGCGAGUUCAUCAUCCUGCCAGUCUCAUGUCCAAGGACUCUGACCCUGGGCCUGGCCUCUGCCCUCCGGCUGCUGGCAGUAGUGACAUGCUUGAUUCCUCUAUGAAUGCCCCUGAGUCCUGGAUGAUGCCCCUUACACUGCCAUCCUUCGAGGAAGUUUUCUUCCCAGUGGAGCAACCGGGACAUAGACAAAAUCUGAACUCUGGGAUGGAUCCUGAAGUUUCUCCUUUGUCCGUGGCCAUUGCCGCCCUUGCUGAUCUCAACCAUGCAGGAUGUACUGAGCAGCAGGGAAGUUAUCCUCAGAGCUUGUACCCAGAGGAGGGUCCAGGACCCAGAGGUGGGCAGGCAGCUUCCACUACAGUCUCUACAGAUUGUUAUCACCAUAGUUCUCUGGAAGCGAUGCCAGCCUUACCUGCCAUGCCAGCACCUCUGUCCACGAUGGAGCUGAGCCAGCCCUUGCCCUUCAGCCAGGUGCAAAGAGCUGAUGACCAGGCCUCGUGGGAUGCUUUCUGGGGAGCCACAAUGCUCCUUGAGUUUUCUGAGGGCGCCCUGGGUCGAAAUGCCGGUGUGGAGACGGAGCAGCACACAGAAUGA
This is a messenger RNA of Arvicanthis niloticus (Nile rat), 1455 nucleotides long. RefSeq names its product anomalous homeobox protein-like. Gene Ontology annotation, molecular function: RNA polymerase II cis-regulatory region sequence-specific DNA binding; DNA-binding transcription factor activity, RNA polymerase II-specific. Gene Ontology annotation, cellular component: nucleus; transcription regulator complex. The record is from RefSeq and is a predicted model, not a curated record. Gene Ontology annotation, biological process: regulation of transcription by RNA polymerase II; skeletal muscle fiber development; regulation of skeletal muscle cell proliferation. Lineage: Eukaryota; Metazoa; Chordata; Mammalia; Rodentia; Muridae.